Oryzias latipes (Japanese medaka) is the source of this 1469-nucleotide messenger RNA. RefSeq lists its product as uncharacterized. Lineage: Eukaryota; Metazoa; Chordata; Actinopteri; Beloniformes; Adrianichthyidae. The record is from RefSeq and is a predicted model, not a curated record.
UCCAGGUUGGAAGGUGCAGCGUCAAAAGCUGUUUGGCUGUGUUUUGGCCCUAACCAUAGUUCAGAAAGCCCUCAGUUAAAAACGCCAAGGGACUAUGUCUGAUCAUCCUCCCCCCUCGGAGAGCCAGCAAAUGGAUCAUUCCUUCUCUUUAUGUUAGCAGUGGAAGGAGGCAGAGUGACAGUUGAAGUCUGUCUGCAUACAGUAUCACAGUGGUCAGACUGCCAAGCCCACCUCAAAUUAGCCCUGCAGCCCCUGAUCGGAGCCGUGAAGAGCCCCGUGACCGAAGACUCGUCACACGCGUGACCGAAGACUCGUCACGCGUGACCGCAGGCAAACUGCUGCUGCUGCUGCAAGGAGAGGCAGCGCAGGCUAUGCUGCAGCAAAGGUAGAGGUCAAGAAGAAGACAAACGAGAGGAGUAAGCAGGUAGACUCCGACGGGGGUGGGGAUGGGGGGUCGUUUGUGAACUAAAGCAGAAGCAUCAAGCUGCAGAGUGUUGCUCUGUGGGCCACUGAGGGGGAGGAGAUGUGAAGGAGGGCAGGGAGAGAGCAACAACUGCGAGAAAGACGAGAGAGACAUGCUGCUGUCAGAGAUCAUGUGCGGGAGGAGCUUCCACCAGAAAAAGCAGCAGCUGCAGCCGGAGGAGGAGAAGAAGGAGGCGGCCCUGGAAUGGGAGGCGGCCGUCCGCACGACGCACUGCUGGUCGAAGAGCUCCAGAACCCGGAGGACAGCGGGGGGAGGAGGGCGCCGUCAGCUGCGUCAUCACCCCCGACGCGCCCACACGCGGAUGACGUCCCUGCGUCCUGUCAACGUGAAGGGAAACAGUGCGCGGGGGAUGCGAGCGCCGAAGAACACCAACCAGUUUCUAAUGCACGAAAAGUACCAGAUGCAGCACAUGCGCUCCGACUCGGUAGGGAGCGACUGCAGCUGCAGGUCCAACAGCGACGUGGACCUCACCGACAUGGACUCCUACCUUGGAGCCCUGGAGAACGCCAGAGGGGCUCUUCUGGACAGCCCCAAGCUCCACGACUCAACAUCGCCCCUGCGGCGGUUCGUGGUACUGCACCCCGACGCCGUGUGCCUUAACGGGAAGAAAGUCUGCUCGGAGGACAGUAUGCAGUACUUUCCAUCCGAGCAGGACCUGAUGCAGAGCCAGAACUUCAUGCAGAAGGACUUUGCUGAGUUCUGCAACUUCCUGUACGCAUGAGGUCUUUUUUUUUCUUCUUUUUUUGGAGAACUGAUCCGCUUCAAGGAGGUGAGCUUUAGAUGGAGAAGACCUCAGACAGGGACUCUUAACAAAAAUCUGGUUGCUUCUAGGUUCUUCAGUUGCUGACUGUUUCAGAAGAACGACUGUAAUGAGUCACAGUCAUAUUUUUAAAGUUUUUGAUCAAUAUUGUUUUUAUUGUUGUACACAAAAGGAAUGAAUGGGAAGGGAGAGAGAAUCGAGUGAAAAUAAAAGUUUUAUGUUAUA